GCUAUACGUGACGGUGCUGAUGCAGUGAUUGCGGUUGGAGGAGAUGGAACUAUUCACGAGGUUGUUAAUGGCUUUUUCUGGGAUGGAAAACCUGUUUCUAAUAAUGAUCAGUCUGUCCGUGCUACUGCUCUCGGUCUAAUUCCACUGGGAACUGGUUCUGAUUUUGCAAGAACGUUUGGUUGGAAAAACGAUCCUUGUGAUGCCAUUGAACGUAUUUCUAACGAUCACAAAUUGAUGUUGGAGUUCUUGCUGGUGAAAGUGGAGAACCACACUAUUUUGUUAAUGAGUGCAAAGGCUGGUUAUUAUGCUUCGAGAUACAAAAAGUUUGGAAAUCUCUGUUACGUAAUUGGUGCUUUGCAAGCUUUUUUCAGUCACCAUAACCGGGACCUUAGAAUAAAGUUUGACGAUGGCGAGUGGGAAACUUACCCUAAGGUAACAGCUCUUUGCAUUAGGAACGCCAAAUAUUUUGGUGGGGGAAUGAAGAUUACACCGAAUGCCCACCCGUGUAGCGGCAACUUUGAGAUGGUGGUUCUUCAGGACUUCAAAUGGUAUGACUUUGUCCUCAAACCGCAUAAGUUAUACAAUGGUACACCGUACACACUUAUCAGUGGAAAACAUAACUUCAAGAAGCUCAUCUCAUGCAAGGAGCAACUGGAAGUAGAAGUGAUUCUUAAAAAUGAAGCUGUAACUCAAAAUGGAAUCAGCCAGAAGUUGGUUCGAGUGAAAUCUGAAGAACUUGAUAAGUCGAAUUUAGAAUGCAUGAAACUGAAGGAGAGAAAUAUGGCUUUGGCCAGGGAACUUGCAGCAAUUAAAAUAGCAUGUGACCUGGAUUUGGAAGAAGAUCAAGUUCUGAAGCAGCUGGUUUCAUUAGGAAAUGAUUCAGCCAGCAAAGAAGCUGUUGAUGUUCUGAGAAAAUCAUUGUUGAUUGUUCGGAUCGGACAAAUUAUACCAGCUAAGAGCUAACAAUGCCAGUUAAAUUGGGCUAUUCUUCAGUGUGUUUGGUAUAGACUUUAGCCUAUACUUUCUAAAUUGCCUUCACAUUUGCUUUACUGCAGUUUUCAAGCAGCCUGGAGUAUGUUUCUACGUAAUCAUGAUUGAUGACUUAUCUUUGGUGUGUAAAAUAUGACGUAUAUUCGUGCAAUAUAUUUCUUUCUUUCUUUCGUUCUUUCUUU
Messenger RNA from Striga asiatica, 1172 nucleotides. The record is from the annotation of a GenBank genome assembly. NCBI's taxonomy places the organism in Eukaryota, Viridiplantae, Streptophyta, Magnoliopsida, Lamiales, Orobanchaceae.